AUGUCCCAGUCUGGGUCUCCGAGUUUCGCCAACGAUGGCCAAGACGAACCCUUGGCUGGCCAGGUCGCCUCCCUCACAUCUACCAACAACUUCAUCAAUUUCUGCGCAGGCCAGACGAUCCAUCAGGGUGUUCAGAACAGUACCGGGACGUGCAAUCCUGCUCCCAUGGGCAUGCUCGUCGCCUCGGACGUCAUCCCGACCAGCAAGUUCGUCUUCCCCAAGCACAACUCGACCAUCCCGUCCAACGGCACCUUCACCGUCCGACUCGCGGUCGCGAACCUCAACACCGGCAACUUCGCGAACGAAGACGAGAACUUUCUGUCGGCGCCACAGCAGGUCAACGGCGAAGGUGCGGUGUUAGGGCACGCGACGAUCGUCAUCGAAGCGUUGGACUCGCUGGGGCAGACGACACCCACCGAUCCGCGGCUUUUCGCGUUUUGGAGGACGCUCUCGGCCCAGAGGAGCGGGGAUGAGCUAAGCGGGGACGUGACGAACGGCCUGCCUGCCGGAUUUUACAGACUAUCGUCGGUCAUCAUCGCUAGCAACUAUCAACCGGUUCUCGUGAGCAUCGAGCAACAUGGCGCGAUCAACGAUGCUAUAUACUUCACUGUAUCAGAUACAGCCAACACGACAACAUCUUCCGCGCCACCGACACAUACCUCCACAUCGUCAUCCUCCCCGUCCAGACCAGCGCAAACCGGGGCAUCUAGAAACCACCACAACAAUCGUACCAAUAUGGCCGCGAUCAGUGGCGGGGUAGCGGGUUCAAUCGUCUUUUUGGGCAUCAUCAUUGGAAUUCUCCUCGGAAGACGCCAAUGGCGACGACGUCGUUCAUACCGGAGAAAGCUUGCCCUCGACCUCAUGGCAGAGUCCCCUGGUUCCUCUUCGGCCAACAUAGAGUUGCCUAUGACCGCCAUUGAGCCAUUUCGGGAUGCUGGGGGCGUGCAGGGUUCCUCUUCAACGGUGCAGUUGGUCCGGAAGAGCAACAGGACGCAAUCGUCUCCUGCGGUCAACGAUGCAUCAGGAGCUGGUACCUCAGAAUUACCACCUCCGGCCUAUAGCCAGAUCGUCGAAGAAGCACGACAUAUCGUUGAAGGCGCGCAAGAAUCGCGACCCCCACCUGUACCACGGAAGAACCGUGUCCGACCCGCUCCAUAACAUUACAGACAUCGUUUGGAUCCGGCAUCUCUCGGGAUGGAGACGCUCUAUACCAC
Punctularia strigosozonata HHB-11173 SS5 is the source of this 1214-nucleotide messenger RNA. RefSeq lists its product as uncharacterized. The record is from RefSeq and is a predicted model, not a curated record. The coding region runs from base 1 to 1158 and encodes 385 amino acids. NCBI's taxonomy places the organism in Eukaryota, Fungi, Basidiomycota, Agaricomycetes, Corticiales, Punctulariaceae. The transcript is spliced from 6 exons.